AUGACAUGUGCAGCAUGCACUGUACAUCCCCCGCACCUGUCUGUGGUGAAGGCUUUGAAUAGUAGCAAUUAUGCCUCUUUUCCUUGGAGACACUUUCUCUACAGAACUUCCAGAAACAUCUUGGGCCCAGAAGUACAGGUCUUCCUGGAGGAGAAUACUGAAGUGACUAAUAGUAGAAAUCUCACCCCUGAAAUCCAACUUCGACUUUUGAUAACUCAAUGCAGAUUCUGGUGGGAAAGAGCUGACUUAUGGUCCUACAGUGAUCUUUACUGGGCAAUAUACUGGCCAGGAGGUCAGGCUCUAACUAGGUUUGCAGGAGUGGCUGCUUUGUUAAACUGCAAAUUAAAUAAGCUGGAUCCCCUUUCCAUUUUAACUAAAAACAUCUUGGACUUAGAACCAGAUAAGUGGGAACUUGUCCUAGGAGAUAUGUUUGUUUACCUUUCAAAUAGACUUCUUCAGUGGUUGAGGAAAUAUAUUUUGACACAUGGAACAAAAGUGCUGAUUGCUGAUCCUGGGAGACCACAAUUCUGUGGACACAGAAUUCAGAAUCACUUAUAAAAGGUAGUAACAUACUCACUUUCAGAGCUCACUGAAGGAAACAAUAACCUGACAAUUUGCCAGUUUACCAAAUCCCUGGUCUCGGAUGUCUCUGGCCAUGCUACCUCUCUGAACAGUGGUUCUUGUUCAACAGAACGCCUGGACACAGAGGCUUGCAAACACAAGUCUUUAUUCCACGUGGUCACAUCCUGUACUCUCCUGCAGGCUUCCGGACUUCCUCCUGAACUCCCGCUGACUCCUGUUAAACUUCUCCUAAACUGCUAA
Antechinus flavipes (yellow-footed antechinus) is the source of this 822-nucleotide messenger RNA. RefSeq names its product electron transfer flavoprotein subunit beta lysine methyltransferase (gene ETFBKMT). Gene Ontology annotation, biological process: peptidyl-lysine trimethylation. Lineage: Eukaryota; Metazoa; Chordata; Mammalia; Dasyuromorphia; Dasyuridae. The record is from RefSeq and is a predicted model, not a curated record. Gene Ontology annotation, cellular component: mitochondrial matrix. Gene Ontology annotation, molecular function: protein-lysine N-methyltransferase activity.